This is a messenger RNA of Dromiciops gliroides (monito del monte), 4927 nucleotides long. Its product is annotated as zinc finger protein 850-like. The transcript is spliced from 8 exons. Gene Ontology annotation, biological process: regulation of DNA-templated transcription. NCBI's taxonomy places the organism in Eukaryota, Metazoa, Chordata, Mammalia, Microbiotheria, Microbiotheriidae. The record is from RefSeq and is a predicted model, not a curated record.
GCACGACCCCCAAGGCCCGGGAGCCCCCGGCCCGGCCCCAGCGGGGUCUGCGGCGGCUCAGGCUGGGGGUGACGUCACAGGGAGGCGUGCGUGGGGGCCGAAGCUGGGACCCCGGGCAGGUGAGAUCUCUGUGCCUUCCCUGGACCUGAGAUCUCUCUGUCUUCUGAGAGCCAGCUCUGCACAAGCAGGUGCCAGGCCAGUUUGCAGACAACCAGAACUGGAACCAGAGAGAAUGGCCCCAGGGACCCAGAGACCCUCAUCCCAGGAGUUGGUGACAUUCAAGGAUGUGGCUCUGGAUUUCACCCAGGAGGAGUGGCACCUCUUGGACCACUGUCAGAGAGAGCUGUACAAGGAGGUCAUGCUGGAGAAUGUCCAGAACCUGCUCUCUGUGGGACUUCCAGUUUCUAGAGAAGAUUUGAGUUAUCCUUUCCAAGAAGGGGAAUCACCAAGGAUGGUAGAGCACAAAGGUUCAAGGAACUCCCGUCUAGGUGGAGAGACCAGUUUGGAAGAGAAGAAGAUGGUUACAAAGGUGAACAUUUCUGUGGAAGAAUUUGGCCAGCAUAGAUUUGAGAGUGAUGGUGCCUGUAACUUGAAUUUGAAAGAAAUCUGUGACUCUGAGACCAAGGUGGGUAACGGUAUCUUCGAGUUUGGUGAAAUUGAAAAAGAACUCAUACCGUCUUCAGUCUUAAAUAACAGUAAGAGAAGGACUUCAUGGAAUGAAUGUGUUCAGGACAGUGAAGAUAACAAAUGGUUUCCUGAACAACUAGAACCCUUUAUGGCCCAGGAGAAGUCUCUUCAAAUGCAAAUGUACAAAGGUAAUCAUCUGGAAAUGGCCUUGAAUUUGAAAUCUGAUCUCUUUGGACAUCAGAAAAGUGACAGAAGUGGGACGGCCUUCAGUCUGAACUCUAAGUUCAUUCCUCUUCAGAAAAUUCACAUUAUAAAGGAAUCUGUUGAAUAUAAUGAAUGUAACAAAACCUCAUCCCAUCAAUCUUAUCUUCCUUGCCAUGCUAGAUUUUGCCAUGGAAUGAGAAGAUAUGCAGUUCCUAUUUGUGGAAAGGCCUUUGGUUGGAACUCAGAUCUUAAUAAGCAUCAGAACAUUCACAUUGGAAAAAAGUUUUAUAAAUGUAAUCACUGUGGAAAGACUUUCACACAGAGCUCCCAUCUUGCUGUACAUCAGAGAAUCCACACUGGAGAGAAACCUUAUGAAUGUAAUCAGAAUGGAAAGAGUUUCACAGUGAGCUCUAGUCUUGCUAAGCAUGAGAAAAUCCACACUGGAAAGAAACCUUAUGAAUGUGAUCAUUGUGGAAAGGUUUUCACACAUAGCUGCAAUCUUGCUGUACAUCAGAGAAUCCACACUGGAGAGAAACCUUAUAAAUGUAAUCAGUGUGAAAAGGCUUUCACACAGAGCUCCAGUCUUGUUGUACAUCAGAGAAUCCACACUGGAGAGAAACCUUAUAAAUGUAAUCAGUGUGGAAAGGGUUUCACAGUGAGCUGCAGUCUUGCUGCACAUCAGAGAAUCCACACUGGAGAGAAACCUUAUAAAUGUAAUCAGUGUGGAAAGACAUUCACAGCAGAAUCCCAACUCGUUGUACAUCAGAGAGUCCAUACUGGAGAGAAACCUUAUGAAUGUAAUCAGUGUGGAAAGGCUUUCAAAGUAAACUCCCAUCUUGCUGUACAUCAGAGAAUCCACAGUGGAGAGAAACCUUAUAAAUGUAAUCACUGUGGAAAGGCUUUCACAGAGAGAUCCAGUCUUGCUACACAUCAGAGAAUCCACACUGGAGAGAAACCUUAUGAAUGUAUUCAAUGUGGAAAGGCUUUCACAGUGAGCUCCAGUCUUGCCAAGCAUCAGAGAAUCCACACUAGAGAGAAACCUUUUGAAUGUUAUCAGUGUGGAAAGUCUUUCACUGGAAGUUCCAGUCUUGCUAAGCAUGUGAAAAUGCACACCACAAAGAAACCUUAUGAAUGUGAUCAGUGUGGAAAGGCUUUCCCACAGAGCUCCAAUCUUGCUGUACAUCAGAGAAUCCACACUGGAGAGAAACCUUAUAAAUGUAAUCAGUGUGGAAAGGCUUUCACACAGAGUUCCGGUCUUGUUGUACAUCAAAGAAUCCACACUGGAGAGAAACCUUAUGAAUGUAAUCAGUGUGGAAAGGGUUUCACAGUGAGCUGCAGUCUUGCUGCACAUCAGAGAAUCCACACUGGAGAGAAACCUUAUGAAUGUAAUGAGUGUGGAAAGACUUUCACAGCAGAAUCCCAACUUGUUGUACAUCAGAGAAUCCAUACUGGAGAGAAACCUUAUGAAUGUAAUCAGUGUGGAAAGGCUUUCACAGUAAACUCCCAUCUUGUUGCUCAUCAGAGAAUCCACACUGGAGAGAAACCUUAUGAAUGUAAUCAGUGCGGAAAGGCUUUUAAAGUGAGUUCCAAUCUUGCUGCACAUCACAGAAUCCACACUGGAGAGAAACCUUAUGAAUGUUAUCAGUGUGGAAAGGCUUUCAGAAUGAACUCAAAUCUUGCCAAGCAUCAGAGAAUCCACACUGGAGAGAAACCUUAUGAAUGUCAUCAGUGUGGAAAGGCUUUCAAAAUGAACUCCAAUCUUGCUAAGCAUCAGAGAAUCCACACUGGAGAGAAACCUUAUGAUUGUAUUCAGUGUGGAAAGGCUUUCUCACAGAGCUCCAGUCUUGCUAAGCAUAAGAGAAUCCACACUGGAGAGAAACCUUAUGAAUGUUAUCAGUGUGGAAAGGCUUUCAAAGAUAGCUCCCAUCUUGCUGUACAUCAGAGAAUCCACUCUGGAGAGAAACCUUAUGAAUGUAAUCAGUGUGGAAAGGCUUUCUCACAGAGCUCCAGUCUUGCUGUUCAUCAGAGAAUCCACACUGGAGAGAAACCUUAUUAAUGUUAUCAGUGUGGAAAGGCUUUCACACAGAACUCCAAUCUUGUUGCACAUCAGAGAAUCCACACUGGAGAGAAACCUUAUGAAUGUAAUCAGUGUGGAAAGAAUUUUACAGAGAAUUCCAGUCUUGCUAAGCAUGAGAGAAUCCACACUGGAAAGAAGCUUUAUGAAUGUGAUCAGUGAGGGAAGGCUUUCACAGUGAGCUCCAGUCUUGCUGUACAUCAGAGAAUCCACACUGGAGAGAAACCUUUUGAAUGUUAUCAGUGUGGGAAGGCUUUCACACAGAACUCCAGUCUUGCUAAGCAUGAGAGAAUCCACACUGGAGAGAAACCUUUUAAAUGUAAUCAGUGUGGCAAGACUUUCACACAGAGCUCCAAUCUUGAGAGCUCCCAUAUUGCUGCACAUCAGAGAAUCCACACUGGAGAGAAACCUUAUGAAUGUAAUCAGUGUGGAAAGGCUUUCACCCAGAGCUCCAGUCUUGCUAAGCAUGAGAUGAUCCAUACUGGAGAGAAACCUUAUGAAUAUUAUCAGUGUGGAAAGACUUUCCCAGAAAGUUCCAGUCUUGCUAAACAUGUGAGAAUCCACACUGGAGAGAAACCUUAUAAAUGUUAUCAGUGUGGAAAGGCUUUCAAAGUGAGCUCCCAUCUUGCUGCACAUCAGAGGAUUCACACUGGAGAGAAACCUUAUGAAUGCUAUCAAUGUGGAAAGGCUUUCACAGUGAGCUCCAGUCUUGCCACACAUCAGAGAAUCCACACUGGAGAGAAACCUUAUGAAUGUUAUCAGUGUGGAAAGACUUUCACAAAGAGCUCCAGUCUUGCUAAGCAUGAGAGAAUCCACACUGGAGAGAAACCUUAUGAAUGUGAUCAGUGUGGAAAGACUUUCACACAGACUUCCCAUCUUGCUACACAUCAGAGAAUCCACACUGGAGAGAAACCUUAUGAAUGUUAUCAGUGUGGAAAGGCUUUCAAAGAGAGCUCCCAUCUUGCUACACAUCAGAGAAUCCACACUGGAGAGAAACCUUAUGAAUGUAAUCAGUGCGGAAAGGCUUUCACAGGUGGAUCCAGUCUUGCUGCACAUCUGAGAAUCCACACUGGAGAGAAACCUUAUGAAUGUUAUCAGUGUGGAAAGGCUUUCAAAGUGAGCUCCAAUCUUGCUGCACAUCAGAGAAUCCACACUGGAGAGAAACCUUAUGAAUGUUAUGAGUGUGGAAAGGCUUUCACUCAGAGCUCCAGUCUUACUAAGCAUCAGAGAAUCCACACUGGAGAGAAACCUUAUGAAUGUAAUCAGUGCGGAAAGGCUUUCACAGGUGGAUCUAGUCUUGCUUCACAUCAGAAAAUCCACACUGGAGAGAAACCCUAUGAAUGUAUUCAGUGUGGAAAGGCUUUCACACAUAGAUCCAGUCUUGCUGCACAUCAGAGAAUCCACACUGGAGAGAAACCUUAUAAAUGUUAUCAGUGUGGAAAGGCUUUCACACGGAGCUCCAAUCUUGCUAAGCAUGAGAGAAUCCACACUGGAGAGAAACCUUAUGAAUGUUAUCAGUGUGGAAAGACUUUCAGAGAGAGAUUCAGUCUUGCUUCACAUCAGAAAAUCCACACUGGAGAGAAUCCCUAUGAAUGUAAUCAGUGCAGAAAGGCUUUCACACAGAAAUCCAGUCUUGCUGUACAUCAGAGAAUCCACACUGGAGAGAAACCUUAUGAAUGUUAUCAGUGUGGAAAGGCUUUCACACAGAGCUCUGGUCUUGCUAAGCAUCAGAGAAUCCACCUUGGAGAGAAACCUUAAUGUUUUCAGUGUGGAAAGACUUUCACAGAGAGUGCAAGUGUCUUGCUGCACAUCAGAGAAUCCACACUGAAGAAAUCUUAGGAAUAUAAUAAAUGUGGUAAAACCAUCAGGCAAUAUUCAUAAUCUAUAGAAAUCUUAUCACUGUUAUGAAUUAGAAAAUGCCUUCAGUUGUCAUUCAGAGCUUGUUCUAAAUUAAGGAAUUCAUUUUUUCAUCAUUUAUUUAGAAUUUUAUUUCCCCUCCAAUUAUAUGUAAAAAGUAUUUUA